This is a messenger RNA of Colletotrichum godetiae, 410 nucleotides long. RefSeq lists its product as uncharacterized. Lineage: Eukaryota; Fungi; Ascomycota; Sordariomycetes; Glomerellales; Glomerellaceae. The coding region runs from base 47 to 373 and encodes 108 amino acids. The record is from RefSeq and is a predicted model, not a curated record. The transcript has 3 exons.
GUUUUCCAACACUCCCUACAUCUCCUACAUUACAAUAAUAUUCAAAAUGCGUGCCUUCACCGUCGCCGCUGCCCUUCUCAUUGCUGGAGCCCAGGCUGCUCCUGCUCUUGAGAGCCGUCAGGAUGUCUACGGAUGUUACUUCUCUGGUGAUGGCAUCAACAACCAAUACGUCAGCGUCGGCCACGAUAUUGAUGUUACCGAUGCUAGCGGCAAUACCCGUAAUCUUGACUGCGGCACAACUUCCCAGCAACUUGUUCCCAACGUCUUCGCCAAGUGCACUGUGGACAAGAAGCAGCCGGCCGGGAUUACCGCUAACGAGUCCGACAAGAACGCUAUUAACUGCCCGGUUUCUAAGAGCAAGGUUGACUGCUAGACUCUUCACUGUCAAGUAUCAGCCUAUGAGUUGGAAG